AUGCCCGACCGCGGGCCGCUCUACGUCCCUCCAAGCACCGAAGCGUAUCCAUCUCGGGAUAAGAGCUUCCGCCAAGACUUUGCCGCCCCGCUCGCAAAGAACAACUCCCAACUGAAUUACCCCGGGUACCGUCGAGCUCUGGAGUUGUACGGAAACGAAUCCGUACUUCUGGGAGCACAAAAGGCCCAUCAUUUCCGCAGGUGGAUCCGACAGAACGGGGCGCUCCACAGGUCCUACCGAGUACGAGCCGAGUCAGAAGGCUUCAACCCAGACCAAGGAUUUGUCGAGCUCCUGGGUGACCAGGCGCUGUACCAUUACUACCACCCAACCGACCCCCGCAACCGCACUUCAGCAACCUCAGCUACGUACCCGGCCGAACAAGAAAUCCUGCCCCCGUCCACUCCUCUGCCAAACCGCAGAGUCACCAGCACGUCGCCAUCCACCACCCGAUCGACCAGGCGCCGCCUCGAGCCGAUCAUUGUCGAAGACUCCGACAGCGACAACAUGGCGCCCUCGACCAACAACCGCGACAACCGUGGCCGGUUCACGACGGGGCUCCCCGAAGCCCUAACCCGCAUGGACGGCCUUCGGGUGCCCAACGAGAACGACCUGGCAGGAACGUGCGUGGGAAGCGCUGAACUGUACUCCAUUCUCGCCGAACUUUUGGAACGACAGUAUGCCGCCAAGUCCACCGGGGAAGUCGAUGCCCUUUAG
Messenger RNA from Ilyonectria robusta, 714 nucleotides. RefSeq lists its product as uncharacterized. The record is from RefSeq and is a predicted model, not a curated record. The transcript has a single exon. The coding region runs from base 1 to 714 and encodes 237 amino acids. NCBI's taxonomy places the organism in Eukaryota, Fungi, Ascomycota, Sordariomycetes, Hypocreales, Nectriaceae.